AUGGGUAUAAAACAAUUGUUCGAAAGUCCUUUACCGGUCGACAAAAUUACUGACAAGGCAACAGCAAUUAAUUUAAGAUCAAUCGCACGACCUUAUAUGAGAGCAUUUCAUUUUUCAUGGAUGGGAUUUCUUACCGCGUUUACCGGAUGGUUUGCCAUACCACCUUUAUUGGUGACAAUCUCAGAAGAUUUGCAAUUAUCAAAAGAUCAAGAAGCCAGUACUAACAUAGCAGCUGUCUCAUCUACAAUACUAUUUCGUAUAUGUGCCGGACCAUUGACCGACAGGAUCGGACCUAAGCGAGUUAUGGGAUUAUUGCUGAUAGCGGGUUCCAUACCAAUUGGAUUAUCUGGUUUGGUUACUGGGUUUGAGGGAUUGGUUGUUGUAAGAAUUUUCAUUGGUAUUCUUGGUGCAACAUUUGUGCCAUGCCAAACCUGGACCACACAUAUGUUCAACCGUAACAUUGUUGGUAGCGCCAAUGCGUUAGUAGGUGGAUGGGGUAACAUGGGAGGUGGAUUGACAUAUAUUUUGAUGCCACUGGUAUUUGGUGGAUUGCUUAAUCAAGGAUUGUCAAAACACGACGCAUGGCGUGUAGCUAUGGUCAUACCAGCAUGUUUAUGUAUUAUGGUUGGAAUUGGUUGCUUAUUAUUUGUUGAUGACUGUCCACAAGGCCAAUGGAGAGAUCACAAACCACCUGCUGAAGAAACUAAUGUCAUUGAAAAAGAAAUACAAACAGUUACUGUUACCGAUGAUUCCAAACCAGAACCUACCAAACCUGUAAUCGAAGAAGAAAAACAAACUGAUAACCAAGUUUACAAGAAAGGCGCUGACACUAAAUCAAUCAUAAAGAAAUUUUUAUUAGCAUUAAAAAAUCAUAAUGUAAUAAUAUUAAUGUUAAUGUAUGCAUGUUCAUUUGGAGUGGAACUUGCGGUGGACAAUGUUAUUGGUAUAUUCUUUGCCGGUCAAUUUGGUCUUGAUCAACAUACUUCAUCAUAUAUUGGAUCAUCAUUUGGUCUGAUGAACCUUUUUUCACGUGCAAGUGGAGGAUUUCUUUCUGAUUAUGCAAAUUCCAAGCUUGGUAUUCGCGGCAGAUUGUUAACCCAAUUUUUGAUUUUAUUUAUGGAAGGAGUGUUCUUGAUUGUUUUCAGAUUUUCACUUGGCUCAUUGUCAUCAGCCAUUGUAGUUCUCAUUAUUUUCAGUUUUUUCACGCAGGCAUGUUGCGGUUCUUCAUUUGGUAUUGUACCAUUCGUAGAUCCUGCUAUAAUGGGAGCAGUUUCCGGAUUGGUGGGAGCUGGUGGAAAUAUAGGAGGAUUUUUCUUUAAUUAUGUGUUCAAAUGGUAUGCUUACGAUAGACCAACCGGAUUUUUAGUAUUAGGAAUAGCCGUUUUGGCCGUUUCAUUUACCACAUUUGCUUUGAGAAUUGAACAAACUAUGUUAUUAACAAGAAAAUAA
Messenger RNA from Entrophospora candida, 1449 nucleotides. The record is from the annotation of a GenBank genome assembly. Lineage: Eukaryota; Fungi; Glomeromycota; Glomeromycetes; Entrophosporales; Entrophosporaceae.